This is a messenger RNA of Sardina pilchardus (European sardine), 7619 nucleotides long. RefSeq names its product ankyrin repeat and IBR domain-containing protein 1-like. Gene Ontology annotation, cellular component: ubiquitin ligase complex; cytoplasm. The transcript has 21 exons. Gene Ontology annotation, biological process: positive regulation of proteasomal ubiquitin-dependent protein catabolic process; ubiquitin-dependent protein catabolic process; protein polyubiquitination. The coding region runs from base 920 to 4420 and encodes 1166 amino acids. Lineage: Eukaryota; Metazoa; Chordata; Actinopteri; Clupeiformes; Clupeidae. The record is from RefSeq and is a predicted model, not a curated record. Gene Ontology annotation, molecular function: zinc ion binding; ubiquitin protein ligase activity; ubiquitin conjugating enzyme binding.
UGUCUCUGAAGUGUUGUUUUGUUUUUACUAGUCCUCUUUGCGCAAGAGUUCCAGUGGCCAAUUUCGGUGGCCCAUACGGAGUGCCCAGUGUGGAGGUCUUGGCAUCAACAAAAAUGCACAACAUUUCUUUGAACUGUGUCAGGUGUGGUCUCCUGUGCUGGGUCAAAGUGUGCCAAGUCUUCAAUUACCAGAUGAACUGUACCUGGAAUGGAAUUUCUCCUGGCUCUUGUUUGUUUAUUUAUUUAUCUCCACAAGUAUCAAAUUACCGUUAGGAAUAUUUGUGGGAAUGUAUCGGGGAGAGAUCUUUGCAAAGCACUGUAGAUUUUGACUUAUGCAUUUUCCAAAGACGAGUCAUAAAUCAGCAUGUGUUUGACCAGAUGUCUGCCGACAGUAUAUCUUGGCUCCCUUGGCAUGAAAUCAGAGGUUGCCAUUGGAUCCCUCUGAUGGUAAUUAGACUGUUAGUCUGAGUGCAGAUUUCUGGCAGGACACAGGUCCUCUGGCGGAGGAGGGCUGAGUGGACUUACAUCAUCAUCGUCAUCGUCAUCAUCAUCAUCAUCAUUACUGACUCUGUGCUUUCCACUGAGUUGCUGUGUGGAACGGUCAGAUUUAAAGUGAAAAGGCAGAAAAAAGGGGGAGAAAGGAAGUGGGACGCAGCCAGGAUGUCUGGAAGGCUCCGGCCUGUUGUGACUGUACCCAUCAGAAGUGUGGCACAGAAACAAAUGAAGAUAAUUCAUGGGAGGACCUGCAGUGGGCUGUUGACCCUGGUUGAGGGCAGGUGAGUGCAGCUUGACCGCAAGAGGCCCGGGGCUUGUCGAGAGCAAGCAAGAACGAGGGGAGAACGAGAGGGGGAGCGCGUCGCGUGCGUGUGUGUGUGUGUGUCUGCGGCCGCCAGCGAGAGAGGGAGAGAGGGGACUGAACGAUGGGGAACACCGCCACCAAGUUCCGCAAGGCGCUGAUGAGCGGCGACGAGGGCCUGGCGUGGCAGCUGUACGAGAGCAACCCGCAGUUCAAGGAGUCGCUGGACCCCAACGCGUCCUACGGCGAGCCCUACCAGCACAACACGCCGCUGCACUACGCCUCCCGCCACGCCAUGACGCGCCUCAUCAGGUCCUUUCUCUUCUGCAAGGACGGCAACCCCAACAAGCGCAACGUGCACAACGAGACGUCGCUCCACCUGCUGUGCAUGGGCCCCCAGAUCCUGCUGGCCGAGGGGGCCCUGCAGCCGCGGCUCCUGCGUCCGCUCCAGGACGAGCAGCGGCGGGCCGACUGCCUGCAGAUGGCGCUCAAGUGGACCGGCGCCAAGCUGGCCGCCGGCGAGUACGAGCGGGCCGACGUCAACGCCGCCGACAACCGCAAGAGCACGUGCCUGCACUACGCCGCCGCCGGCGGCAUGAAGACCUGCGUGGAGCUGCUGGUGAAGAGUGGCGCCGACCUGUUUGUGGAGAACGAGGAGCGCGAGACGCCGUGCGACUGCGCCGAGCGGCAGCAUCACAAGGAGCUGGCCCUCAGUCUGGAGUCGCAGAUGGUCUUCUCUCAGGACCCCGGCGCCCAGGACAUCGAGGCCGAGUACGCCGCGCUGGACCGCCGGGAGCCGUAUGAAGGGCUGAAGCUGCAGGACCUGCGACGCUUGAAGGACAUGCUGAUCGUGGAGACGGCGGACAUGCUGCAGGCACCGCUCUUCACGGCCGAGGCUUUGCUGCGAGCGCACGACUGGGACAGGGAGAAGCUUCUGGAAGCUUGGAUGUCCAACGCCGAAGACUGCUGCCAGCGCUCGGGGGUCCAGAUGCCCACGCCGCCCCCUAGUGGCUACAACGCCUGGGACACCCUGCCCUCCCCCCGCACCCCACGCACCACCCGCUCCUCCGUCACCUCGCCCGAUGAGAUCAGUCUCUCCCCGGCCGAGGACGGCCUUGCUCUGUGUGGGAUCUGCAUGUGCAGCAUCUCUGUGUUCGAGGACCCGGUGAACAUGCCCUGUGGACACGAGUUCUGCCGAGCAUGCUGGGAAGGGUUUUUGAACCUGAAGAUCCAGGAGGGAGAAGCGCACAACAUCUUCUGCCCAGCCUAUGACUGCUUCCAGCUGGUUCCAGUGGAGGUCAUAGAGAGUGUGGUUUCCAGGGAGAUGGAUAAGCGCUACCUUCAGUUUGAUAUUAAGGCGUUCGUAGAUAAUAACCCUGCCAUCCGCUGGUGCCCCGUGGCCCGCUGCGAGCGGGCGGUGCGCCUCACCAGGCCCAGCCCCGCCUCCGCUGACCCCCUCAGCUUCCCCCUGCUGCGAGCCCCUGCUGUGGAUUGUGGGAAGGGCCACCUCUUCUGCUGGGAGUGUCUGGGUGAGGCCCACGAGCCGUGUGACUGUGAGACGUGGAAGCUGUGGCUGCAGAAAGUCACCGAGAUGAAGCCAGAAGAAUUGGCUGGCGUAAGCGAGGCUUACGAAGACGCUGCCAACUGCCUGUGGUUACUCACCAACUCCAAACCCUGUGCCAACUGCAAGUCGCCCAUCCAGAAAAAUGAAGGCUGCAAUCACAUGCAGUGUGCCAAGUGUAAGUAUGACUUCUGCUGGAUCUGCCUGGAGGAGUGGAAGAAGCACAGCUCCUCCACAGGUGGAUACUACCGCUGCACACGCUAUGAGGUCAUCCAGCAGGUGGAGGAGCAGUCCAAGGAGAUGACUGUGGAGGCAGAGAAGAAGCACAAGAGCUAUCAGGAACUCGAUCGCUUCAUGCACUAUUACACACGCUACAAGAAUCAUGAACACAGUUACCAACUAGAACAGCGACUCCUUAAAACAGCCAAAGAGAAGAUGGAACAACUGAGCCGUGUUUUCAUGGGAAGAGAGGGCUCUCCUCCCGACACUACAUUCAUUGAAGACGGCGUACAGGAACUCCUUAAGACCAGACGCAUUCUCAAGUGCUCUUAUCCAUAUGGUUUCUUUCUAGAACCCAAAAGCACAAAGAAAGAAAUAUUUGAACUUAUGCAGACGGAUCUGGAGAUGGUUACAGAGGAUCUUGCACAGAAAGUCAACAGGCCUUACCUCCGCACCCCUCGCCACAAAAUCAUCAGUGCCGCCUGCCUGGUGCAGCAGAAGAGGCGCGAGUUUCUGGCCUCGGUGGCCCGGGGUGUGGCCCCCAACGACUCGCCAGAGGCCCCACGCAGGAGUUUUGCCGGUGGAACGUGGGACUGGGAGUACCUAGGUUUUGCAUCACCUGAGAUGCUGCGGGAUCCCUCCGUUGUGGGAGGGACCGGACACAGUGAGGGCUAUGAACACGUGGGAGGACAGCCGCAGGAAUACUCCGAGUUCCAGUACAGACGCAGACACCGACAGCGUCGGCGAGGCGACAUGCUGAGUCUCCACAGUCUGCGGAGCAACACACCUGACCCCAACGAAUCCAGUGACAGCACUUUAGAUGGCCUAGAAGGAGGUGGAAGCAGACGACGCCUCAACGUCUCAACAGCACUUGGUUCUCUUGAUGAGGACGACCCCAACAUCCUGCUGGCCAUCCAGUUGUCCCUCCAGGAGUCCGGGCUGAGCACGGACACGGACCCUCAGGACAGCCUGAGCGGCGAGGCCUCGCUGGGGGCCAUCGGCUCGUCGCUGCCCUCGCGCCUGGACCCGGCGCCGCACUCGCUGGACCUCCCGCGCGCCUCCCUCAGCAGCUCGCAGCUCCUGGAGCUGGGCGACAGCCUCAUGCGGCUCGGCGGGCUGACCGACGCGCUCAGGCCCUACGGGGACUCCUCGUCCGCCUCCUCGUCCCUCGCCCCCGGACUCACCACCACCGCCACCACCACCACCACCACCUCCGUCAGCGUCUCGGACCCCUUCUCCCCCGGCGACCCCGACUGUUUGGACCCCUCGGCCAACGCCAACCUGCUGGGCAACAUCAUGGCCUGGUUCCAUGACAUGAACCCGCAGAAAAUUGCACUGAUGCCCACGGACGACGAGUCCGCCGACCCGCUCCCGCUGGACGAGGCUCAGCCCCGGCUCCAGGAGGAGCCCUCCGAGGUGCCCACGCUGCCGCAGCAGCAGCCCAAGGACAUGGAGACGGACACGGGCAAGGAGAAGGAGAAGGAGGAGAAGGAGGAGGAGGAGGGGGAGGAAGAACUGUGGCCGCCCUGCCCAGGCCUGGAGGAGACGGGGGGGCUGGUGCUGCAGAGGCCUGACCUGCUGGAGCUUGGCUGCGUGGAGGGCGAGUGUUUGCCCGGCACCGCCAAGCCGACCAUGGAGGUGGACGUCGCGCUCACGCCGCCAGACACAGAGGGCUCCGUCCCGCCCCAGAAGCAGGAAGAGGAGGAGGAGGAGGAGGAGGAGGUGGUGAUGAAGGAGGUGAAGGAGGAGGAGAAGGAAAAGGAGAUGGGGGAUGGGUGUCGUCAUGACGAUGCCCAACCCACAGAGCUGCCCUCGGAGUGGGAGGAGCAAGUGCACCUUGUGUGAGGACAGACACACACACAAACAAACACACACACACACACACACACACACACGCGCACACACACACACACACACAAACACACACACAUAAGCACUCACUGAUAACUGACACACCUUUACCUAGUCUUGAGGGCUCCUCACACACCCAGACUCUAACAGUCAACACUGCAUUCACAAGAGGAAGGAAAAGAGCACAGUGCCAUGGGGUUCCACUGAAGCCGCUAAAAGUGGACGUCAUGUCCACUGCCUGGUUUAAAAAACAAAAACAAAAAAAAAGGUUGUAACCGAGUGUUGAAAAAAAAAAUAAGAAUGUCAAGGAAUGUUUGGAAGAAGCAGUAAGUUCCUCCUCUUUUAGGCCCUGUGAUGCUGGUCUGAGGUAGUUUCUUUGUUAACCAUAAUUGUAGAGAGAAGGGGGGGGAAAGCCACACCUCCUCUAAGGAGGCGUUUGCUCUUUUUGUUGUUGAUGGCGAUGGGUGAGAGAAGCAGGAUUGCUUAUUUUAAUUGAGAAUGCAUCAAUGAAAUCUUUCAGGUCACUCAAGAGAAGUACUUUGGUCUCCAGACACGAGCGAAAAGAAAAACAAAAAAAUUGCUAAUACUGACUUUAAUUGAAGUGGUCUCAGGCAGCCAUUCAUAAAGCCUUAAUAAACGCUUAACAAGAUGUUAUAACAGUCGCCACAAGUAUGCAGCGCUAACCUACCAUCGGCAUCAGUGUACAAAAGCCAGGCUGAUACACUGUUUCACACUUUAGUGAUUCUUUUUUCCCCCUGCCUUGAAACGGCUUCUGAAGUCCUUUGCUUAGGAGUGGUUGUUCCGUGUCUUAGGCAUUCUUGUAGCGUGUUAUAAAGCCCAAUUCACACCAAAGAUUCCCGUUGUAACGAGACCGAGUUGCAGCGGUGUGAAUUAGAAGUUGCACGGAGUUGCAAGCUGUCGCAAAGCUGUAGCCGUCUGAAAGCAUUCAACAUGUUUAAUCGCAGUUGCACGGUUUCAGAACGUUGCGGCUCGUCUCGUCUCGUCCCUUCGCGAAUCUUUGGUCUGAACCCUACUUAAGAUACUCAACAGUGUUUUCAGACGCUUUAUGAAUGGUUACAGUGGAGCACCUUGAGUUAAAGUACUGCUCGUUUCCUCAUCUUGUGCUCUCCCUUAUGUUGGAUUUUAGUAUUUUACAGAUAUGUUUUUUUUUCUCCAUCACAAAUUGUAUGAUGAUAACAUUGUGAGUGUGUGUGUUUGCGUGGGCGUGUGGUUGGGAAUUGGCGUGUUAGAGGUAUGGGUGAUGUGACUGAAAUAGAAGGAGACUGGUGUGAAUGUGCGCGUGUGUGUGUGCAUGUCAGAGAAAGAGAGAGGUGAUGCACUUGUGUAUGUGUGUAUGUAUGUGUAUGUAUGCGCAUGCUGCUUGAGAGGGUUUAAAUGGGUUACACCCCUCCAGCUUGCUAGGAUGUCACUCCUUCAACAUUUCUGCUACCCCCCCCCCCACCCAACACCCCUCUGUCAUGCAGCCUUGAUAAACGUGUCAUAAGCAUAUCAAAGCAUUUAAAAUCAGACACCUUAAUCCUGUUGGUGCACAUGGGAGGCACCUGGCUGGCUGAAGUAACCUCUUCUUAAGCUAAGCUAAGCUAAGUUUAGGACUUAAGAGAGGCCUGGUGACGGAGAUUGUUUAGUUAAGUGUUAAAGAACUCUCUUUUUAUUGUUUGUUUUUUUAUUUUAUUUUUUUUGCCAAGGCCAGAUUGAAGAAACACUACAAACAGUGCUGCAGGAACAGCGGUUUAUGACACAAAUUGUGCCUAGUUCUUUUUUGCUGAGAGCCAAUCAAACUCUACCCGCACCCAGAUGUCCCCAUUAUUAUCCUGUUUUCCUUUUUAUACUCUUCUCUUUUAUUUUAUUCCGUGCUAACCAAGAUGUGUUGCGCAUAAUAACCCUUGUAACGGUUCCCCCUUCUUAAACCGAAGAGGGUAAAUGCAUACCGACAUGUUUAGUGAAUUUUAUUUCCCCUCUGCCACUCUUUUUCUCUGAUGUACUGUAUUCACCCAUAGUGAACAUGAGGAACCAUGAGGAUGUCUCUGGAGUGUGUGUGGUGGGUUGGGGAACAAAUUUUUGCUGCUCUUCAGACAUGCUUAUAAGGCUGUACCCAUAAGCGUGCCUUUAUUUCUACUGUCCUCAAAAGUAGGCUCCUUAUCGCCUCCUCUAAUAACCUGUCCCGAUAAUGUGGGAAUGAAAUGGACUCGGCCACUUACUGGUGAACGCAGAUACUCAAUUGAGUAUUGAAAACGAUAUUCUCACCCCCCCUCCCCUCUCCUCCCCCUUUCCAUUUUGUCGUCUCACUGUAGCAUAGUAGCAUUUUUUAAUUUUAUUAUUUGUAGGCCAUUGCGUUCACACCUUUUUAUAGCUUUUUGGUUAGAUUGAGCCAACGGAUGGCCCACCACAGACACUCGUUCAUAUAUAGCAACUCUUGUUUUGGUCUGGUUGAUUUUUUACUGCAGAAGCCGGCAUACCGUUAUCUGAUCUAGCGAGGACAUUAAAGAAUAAGUGCUUUUUAAAAGAAGUAGUUUAAUUUAACUUAAUUUAAAAUAAUAUGUAAAAUAUAUAGGUAAUAAUAGACAUUAUACUUUGCUUUUAUUUAUUUACGACAACUGAGUUCCCCUCUCUAUUUGAUUUUUUUUUUUAAGUAAAUAUGUAAUAUUGUCUACAUAUAAUGAUUCACAUAUUGUGAAUUGGCCUUUAAAUUACAAAAAGCUGAAGUUGUGGAUUCAUCAUUUGCUGUUCUGAGAUUGUUUUCCAAAUCAGUGUGUCCUUAAAUGCCUAGAACUGCAGUAGGGACAGUUUUGCACCACGUUUGGAGUGCUCAUCUUAGAGCUGGUAAACUUUUGAGAGUUAUUUUAUUUUAUUUUAUUUUAUCACUCUGUAUCACUGGUUGGAUUUCAGCAGCUGCGUUCAUCCUUCAACCAGAUGUUGUGCCCAGGGAAGGAAAAGAGGGAUUGCAGUAUACUUACCUGCUACUUAAUUUAAAUCAAGAGGCAAUGGCAGUGGCAUAUUUUACAAAUCCAUUAACAUUUUUUCAUCUUUAGGCAAAUCAUUAACCUUGAAUUUGUCAUUUGCACUUUCAUAGACUAUACUUGAUACAUUCCCAGUUUAUAUUAAAGUAAGCAAUUUUUGAUGUGUGGCCAUUAUGUGAAAGUACCAGUAAAGGUUUACUCUAAUGAAAAACCAA